AUGUCAGCCGAAGAGAAAGGCUUGCUCCGCCUAGUGAUCCUCUGCUCUACUGGCCUGGCGUCACUGGUCCCAUCGGGCUCAUCUCCAACAGAGGCCCAUGUAACCUUCCCUUCUUCUUCCAAAAGCCUCCCCACACGCCCCCAAUUCGCGGCUCUACGGAAGCAGAUUCGUCAGGAUGCUGUUCAGAUCCUUACGCAGGCUGGAAAGUGUGCCACAAAUUUGGGCGUAGCUCUCAAGCCCUCUAAGUCACGGGCUCAGUCAUCUGCGAUUGCCUCUUCGAUCGUUGAGAACUUGGACGCUGCCUCUAUUGCAGCCGCGCAGAAGCAGAUCGACGACUGGACUACUGAUUUGGUGCCAAAGCUGAUCUUCCUCGUCAACAAGAGCUGGAAAGAGGCCCAAGUCUACAUUGAAGAAGAGCAGCCAAAGGCGCCCGGCGCGGCCGAGAUGUCGGCAGAGGAGAAGGAGGACCGGGACAGGAUGGAAGAGAUGGCCAAGCAAAUGGGAGGCAUGGUCAUGACUGGAGCGGAACUUCGCGGCCAAACCAAGGCCUACACGAAGCCAGCCAACCUCGGUCUUGGGCUCACGUGGGCAAAAGUCUUCAAGUCGCACGUUGGUGAAGUCCUGCAGGCUAUCGCAUCGUUAGCAGAGGCAUGCAUGGACCAACGCACAAAAGGCGCUGUGAAGGCCGCCAGCGAGGCCCGAGAUCGUCGAGAAGGACUACCCCUGAGGUCUGGCGCUACAUCUGCUUCCCUCGUUGCAAAGACAGUCCAGGACAUCCGCAAGGAAUGUCUCGAGAAGACAGCGGCUGUGCUGGAAGCCUGCGAUACAGCCGUGAAGAACCUGCCUCAGACCAAUCUCGAAGCGAUCAAAGCUCGUUGGACAGAACGCGGGGAGCUUUUAGAAGAUGGUAUCGAAGAGUUGAACUCUGCUGCAUCUCCAGCUGAGGGUGGGAAUGAGAGAGAUCAGGAUGACCUCGACUCCGAUUUCUCGGCUGGCAAGACUGCCCUGGCCAAGCGGUUGGCUCCGCUGCUCAAGAUGGGUCGGCUCUCACAUGAACGCAUUUUGGAGACCUAUCUAACAGCUGCGAACGAUGUGAAGGACUCGGUCGAUCUCAGCAGUCUCGACGAUUUGAGCGAGCUCCUCGCCAGACAACAAGACGACCUCGUAGCCGCGGUCAUCUGGGGCGACUUCGACCAGCUGCAAGAGAGUGAAGAAGACGAUGACGAGGAAGAGCAAGAGGAGCUCGGAGAGUCAGCUGAGACCUCACCAGCAGCCAAAGCCAAGAAGAUCUGUCAAGAGUACUGCGAGGUCGUUCAAAACUUGUCGCAGGCCGUAUCUGAUGACGAAAAGAUCAGAGUGAUAGCGGAAGAAAUGCAGAAGCUGGCAGAGGGGAUCUCUGACGCAGAGUGGGAGGCUGCCGUCGAGGAAGACGAGGAGUAG
Microstroma glucosiphilum is the source of this 1440-nucleotide messenger RNA. RefSeq lists its product as hypothetical. The record is from RefSeq and is a predicted model, not a curated record. NCBI's taxonomy places the organism in Eukaryota, Fungi, Basidiomycota, Exobasidiomycetes, Microstromatales, Microstromataceae. The coding region runs from base 1 to 1440 and encodes 479 amino acids. The transcript has 2 exons.